GAAUGGAACACCACAGAGUGCAGAUCAGUGUGAGUAGAAAAUUCAGUUAUCGCGAUAGCAGCUUUUGGUUGCUGGGUUACAAAGGAAGAGUCCGCAGUAAGAAAAGGCAACAUCCACUGAGACGUAACUUAAGUUUGAGUCAAAGAUGGCAAGUCAAAGACCCCCAUCAGGACGCCCCACGACGAAAGGUGGUGUGGUACAAGGUGUAGGAAGACCACCGCCUACUGCUAUCAGACCCCCAGCAACAGCUGUUAGGGUUGGAACAGUGAUGCCUCCUGGGACAGGUCGUCCAGGCACUCGUGGAGGACCAAUGGGAACAGCCGGGGUCCUCUCUGCUCAGAUCAAAGUUGCAGACCGUCCCGUUACCCAGCAAGGACUGAGUGGCAUGAAGACUGGCAUGAAAGGACCACAGAGACAAAUCAUGGACAAGUCUUAUUUUCUUGGACUCCUUAGGAGCAAGAUAAAUGAACUUACAACAGAGGUCAGCAAAUUGCAAAAAGAAAUAGACACAUUCAAUCAAGAGAAUUCUGUCUAUCUGUCCUAUGAGAAGAGAGCUGAAGCUUUGGCUAUUGAAAUAAAGGAAAUGCAAGGACAACUGGCAGAUUACAACAUGCUAGUAGACAAAUUGAACACCAACACAGAAAUGGAGGAAGUUAUGAAUGAUGUUAAUAUGCUGAGAGCACAAAAUGAUAGAGAAGCCAAAAGCAUGGAUGUCAUUUUUACAGAGAGACGUGAAAAGGAAGAGAUGAUCCGAGCCAUAGAAGAGGAAAUUGAACGGGAGAAACAAACAGCAGACAGCAUUAUAAAAAAAAUGUCUCCUGAGAAACAGGCUAAAUAUGCUCAUAUGAAGACCAACAACGAACAGCUACUGCAGGUGAUGGAUUCUCUUCAGCAGGAGCUUGAUACACUCAACGCAAGGAAGGAAACUUUGGAGGCUGAGAUAGCCCACUCUCAGGUGAAGCAAGAGGCAGUCCUGCUGCAUGAAAAGCUACAUGAGCUUGAGUUGCGACGAGACCAGAUGAUUGCUGAGGAUAAAGCCAUGGGAUCCCCCCAGGAAGAGAGAGAGAGACUGUUGAAGCAGGUUAAAGAAGAUAACCAGGAAAUAGCUGGCAUGGAGAGACAGUUGACAGAAAUACGAGAGAAAGUUAGUCAAGUAAAUGUGGAAAUGCGGCACAUAGACAAUGAUAUGGAGGAACAGCAAGGGGGAAUAAAUCAGAAGUACAAAGAGCUCCAGCGAAAAGACGAGGGGAUGGAGAAUUUUCUGGAAAAAUAUGAAGAUAAUAAAGCACAAGAGCUGGAGCGCAAAGCACAGGUUGAGGCCAGCAUUGUUGCACUUCUGGAACAUACAAGCAGGAAUAUGAACCGUUUGAGGCAGAUGUCGAAUGUCACAGCACAUGAACUGAAAUCCAUGCAAGAGGACCUCAAUUUCAAGGAGACAGAAAUGCAUAAAUCCCAGAACACAGCCAAAGGCCUCUCUUCAGAGAGCCAGCGGCUACAGCAGGACCUACAAAAAGUUGAACAGUUGGAGAGCAAGAUAAAUGCAGAACUCGGCACUCUGAAAGAGAAGAUUCAACAGAUGACUGAUGGAUUGGUCACCUACAGUAACCUAGAGGCACUGAAGUCAGCAGGGGAAGAUAAGAAGAAGAAACUGCAGGAAGACAGAGUGGCGCUAACAAAAAGACGUGACACCUUUAAGAAGGUAAUGCAGAGACUGAAUGCUGAAUAUGAAGCUUUGAAGACGCAGCUCCAGGAGAAUGAGACUCAUGCACAGCUAACAAACCUGGAGAGGAAGUGGCAGCACCAUGAACAAAACAAUUUUGUUAUGAAGGAGUUCAUAGCUACCAAGGAAAUGGAAAGUGACUACCGCCCAGUGGUCAAAAAUGUGACUAAACAAGUGACAGACUACAAGAAGAUCCUCAUAGAGAGCCUACAGAACACCAGGAACUGAGAGGCUGCUUCCUUCCUCUGUGGAAUAUAACGACAUUGCACAAACCACUUACUUUUCAGUUUCCUCAUUAAAGUGUGUGUACAGGGAACAAACUGAAUGUACAUUCUCCAUUUUAUGUAAAUACUUCUUUCAAUCAUAUACAUAUGUCUAUAUGCAAUAUCUAAUCUAAAUAAAAUUAAAUGUAAAAUGUU
Messenger RNA from Acipenser ruthenus (sterlet), 2139 nucleotides. Its product is annotated as intraflagellar transport protein 74 homolog. The record is from RefSeq and is a predicted model, not a curated record. Lineage: Eukaryota; Metazoa; Chordata; Actinopteri; Acipenseriformes; Acipenseridae. The coding region runs from base 146 to 1948 and encodes 600 amino acids. Gene Ontology annotation, cellular component: intraciliary transport particle B; cilium; centrosome. Gene Ontology annotation, molecular function: beta-tubulin binding. The transcript has 20 exons. Gene Ontology annotation, biological process: cilium assembly; intraciliary transport involved in cilium assembly.